Aspergillus terreus NIH2624 is the source of this 1164-nucleotide messenger RNA. RefSeq names its product putative sister chromatid cohesion protein Dcc1. Gene Ontology annotation, cellular component: chromosome, centromeric region; Ctf18 RFC-like complex; chromatin. The record is from RefSeq and is a predicted model, not a curated record. The coding region runs from base 1 to 1164 and encodes 387 amino acids. Lineage: Eukaryota; Fungi; Ascomycota; Eurotiomycetes; Eurotiales; Aspergillaceae. The transcript is spliced from 5 exons. Gene Ontology annotation, biological process: maintenance of mitotic sister chromatid cohesion; mitotic sister chromatid cohesion.
AUGUCCACACAAGCCGCGCGGAGCAUCCUGUUCACGCACACCUCCCCGCAGCAGGGGUUCAAGCUCCUCGAGCUGCCCCCGGAACUGGUCGAAGCCCUCUCGUCCAAGGAGCCACCGACGAUAGAAUUCAAAUCACCGGCCCCGUCAUACGACACCGCCGCCCUCGACGCAGAAGUCUCCUCCCGCGACUUCGUCAAUCUCUGCACCCCAACGCACACCUACCAGGUGCGUCAGGUGCAGUCCUCGAACUCGAUCCACAUUAUCCGCCCCAGCAACGACGACAGCGGCGUCCAGCGCGGCGACAUCAACAUCGUCGUCGCCGGCGAGCAGGAUGACGACCUCAACCUCGUCGAGACCAUGACCGCUAUCGCGAAGUGCGCGUCCACGCUGGAGCUGCAUGUGCCGCCUGGCGGUUUCUCGGCCGUGCCGUUUCUCGAGCGCAUGCUGCGCGUGUACGAUGAGGGGAGUGAGAUGGGGCUAGGCGAGACACCCGGGUAUGAUGCGCAGCAGCGGGUCAUCCGCGCGGUGUUUCGCGAUGUGCCCGUGGCGAUGGCGCUGUGUGAGCGUGACUGGGUGGAGAUCUGUGCGUUUGUGUUGCGUGGUGGUGGUGAGGGGCCAGGGGAGUGUCGACGGCCGUCGGCGCGGGCGAGGCUGCAGGUGUGGAAGAGGGUGGUGGAGGGGGCGGUGCUCCAGGGGAUUGAUCUGGGAAGUCAGUUCCUGGUGUCGGAUUUGUGGAGAGCGGUGCUUGAUGAGGAUGGGGAGGCGCCGUUUCCGCGGCCGCUGUUUGAUGCGGUUGUGCGGAGGGUGUGUGAAGGGGAAGAUGCUGGAGUGGGGAGGUUGUUUGGCGAGUUUGAGAUGAAGUGGGCGAGUAUCGACAAGGACGGCUGCGUCAGAUGGGUCGGCGAGACGUAUCUAGAGGCCAUGGCGCCGUCGUCGGCCGCGUCACUCGGGAGAAGCGAGUAUCUUAAUGCGUGGAAGGACCAUCUGCCCGAGUCCUGGACGGGCGAUGUCGCCUUGUCCAAGUUGCCAGAAAGCUCAUACAAGUACCCUGACCCGACGACGAUUUGCUUCGUCAACGAGGUCGACCGGCAGAAGUUGAAAAAGAACGUUCCGCCGGCCUCACAAUGCUUGAUUACCGCCUCUAUGAUUUUUGACUCGUUCUAA